AUGAUCUCAAAAAAAAACUUUUGCAUCCCUUUUUCGACCUUUAAAGUUUGUUCCACUAAACUCACCGUUUUUAAGGACCUGAUUGGCACAGGUAACUUCUGUAAAGUGUAUAAAGGAAUGUAUGAACGAGAAGAAAACGAUAUAAUCCAAGUGGCAAUCAAGAUUUGUCAUGGAGCGUCGAUUGAUACGAUGACCGAGGAAUCGAAAAAAGCCAGGGAGUCCAUGAUGCAUGAAGCUCAUUUGAUGAGUUACUACGUUCACAAGCACGUCAUACAGAUUUGUCAUGGAGCGUCGAUUGAUACGAUGACCGAGGAAUCGAAAAAAGCCAGGGAGUCCAUGAUGCAUGAAGCUCAUUUGAUGAGUUACUACGUUCACAAGCACGUCAUACAGCUGUAUGGCGUUGCCUGCGACCACUAUCCAGUAAUGAUUGUGAUGGAAUUCUGUCCCGGUGGUAAUUUACAAGAUCAUCUUCAAAAGUACAAGGAGAAAAUAGAAGUACCCGAGUUAAUCUGCUAUGCAUCAGAGGCAGCACGAGGAAUGAGGUAUCUUCAUUCGAAAUCGUGUGUUCAUCGAGAUCUGGCAGCCAGAAAUUGUCUCAUAUCAGAGAUGGGUUUUAUCAAAAUUUCCGACUUUGGAUUAUCGAAAAUAGCCGAAGAACUAGGAGGCAAAGGUGGAGAAAGCGAAGGCGAACCUCCAUUAGAACAAAUUCCAUUACGCUGGAUGGCUCCAGAGUGCUUGAAACGCCCGCAAUUGUGGUCACUAAAAAGCGAUAUUUGGAGUUAUGGUGUGCUUCUUUACGAAAUAUUCAAUGAGGGUCAGAAGCCAUGGCCAGACGAUCCACCGAAAAAAAUUGCCACUCUCAUAAGGAAGGGCAAAAUGCUAGAAUUCCCAGCCAAAACUCCACCUGCCAUUAAAGAUAUGGUGGGGAAGAUUUGGUCGCUCAAUCCCGACCAAAGACCGACAAUGGAUGAGAUUUCAAAGAAGAUCACCAUGCUCCGAAAAGAAAUCAAGGUCUUC
Molecule: messenger RNA, 1017 nt
Organism: Cooperia oncophora
Lineage: Eukaryota; Metazoa; Nematoda; Chromadorea; Rhabditida; Trichostrongylidae
Source: the annotation of a GenBank genome assembly